This is a messenger RNA of Salmo salar (Atlantic salmon), 3100 nucleotides long. RefSeq names its product SMAD family member 5. Gene Ontology annotation, biological process: regulation of transcription by RNA polymerase II; SMAD protein signal transduction; anatomical structure morphogenesis. Gene Ontology annotation, cellular component: heteromeric SMAD protein complex. Lineage: Eukaryota; Metazoa; Chordata; Actinopteri; Salmoniformes; Salmonidae. Gene Ontology annotation, molecular function: I-SMAD binding; RNA polymerase II cis-regulatory region sequence-specific DNA binding; DNA-binding transcription factor activity, RNA polymerase II-specific. The record is from RefSeq and is a predicted model, not a curated record.
AUAGCCCUCAUUUGAAGAAGACUCGGGACAAAGUGUAGAAUAGAAGAAGAAACAGAUGAUGAAGAACAUUAGAGAGUAAACUCAUUUAGCGGAGGGAUAUGCGCUCCUCCUCCCAGUCUACUUGGACAGAGGAGUCGGGAGAGUUAGGGAAAGGCUUUGAGGGGGAAAAAAAGUCAGGAAAGAAAAAACGGCUUUGAAUAGAGAAAAGUACUAAGGAAGCGACCAGCCUGCCUCGGUUAUUGAAAGGUUCCACACUAGACCUUUACCCAGGCUCUGACCACCUCACCAUAUGGUACGGACCUAACCAGAGAGACAGAACGAGAGAGGGAGAAGAGGAGGGAGAUAAUAGGUCCUUUUCCUAUUUAGACCUGCCUAUUGACUAGCUUCGUUUUUAAAUCCUCUGGGCUGUUGUGUCCCAGAGGCCUGAUCUCAGCUGAACUUGUUCCCCCGAACUGCGCUCCCCUCAGUGGGGUUGGUUGUGACCCAGCUCCAGGGUACAUCCCACCUCACGGCAGGCUUUCCUUUCCUGAGCAGCAGCAGCUGUGUCCUGCCUGCGUCCUGCCUCUAUUUCCUGUCCUUGGUGUACAAGGCUAAGCCUCCUCUCUACACUCCCCUUCCCCAAACACACCCUCUCUCCCUGUUGUACACGAUCCAAGAAGAGGACUCGUCAAAUCCCCUAACUUCCUGGUACAUUUCUCUCUCUCCCUCCUCCUUCUCACCCCGGACAGCAGCACCAUGACCUCUAUGUCCAGCCUGUUCUCCUUCACCAGUCCAGCUGUGAAGCGUCUGCUGGGGUGGAAGCAGGGCGACGAGGAGGAGAAAUGGGCUGAGAAGGCUGUUGACGCCCUGGUCAAGAAACUGAAGAAGAAGAAGGGAGCCAUGGAGGACCUGGAGAAAGCCCUCAGCAGCCCAGGACAACCCAGUAAGUGUGUGACCAUUCCUCGGUCUCUGGACGGUCGUCUCCAGGUGUCCCACAGGAAGGGUCUCCCCCACGUAAUCUACUGCAGAGUGUGGAGGUGGCCCGACCUACAGUCUCACCAUGAGCUCAAACCUCUGGAGGUGUGUGACUACCCCUUCGGCUCCAAGCAGAAGGAGGUCUGCAUUAACCCCUACCACUACAAGAGAGUAGAGAGCCCCGUGCUGCCUCCGGUGUUGGUGCCUCGCCACAGUGAGUUCAACCCUCAACACAGCCUCCUGGUGCAGUUCAGGAACAUGACUCACAACGAGCCCCACAUGCCCCUGAACGCUACCUUCCCAGAGUCCUUCCAGCAGCACAGCGGGGGCAGCGGCUCCUCUUUCCCAAUCUCCCCCAACUCCCCCUACCCUCCCUCCCCAGCCUCCAGUGGAGGGGUGGGCACCUACCCCAACUCUCCUGCCAGCUCCGGGCCCUCCAGCCCCUUCCAGCUUCCAGCUGAUACCCCACCUCCGGCUUACAUGCCCCCUGACGAGCAGAUGGGACAGGAGGGGUCCAUGGAGACCAGCAGCAGCGGGCCCAGGAACAUGCCUAGUGGGGAUGUGCAGCCAGUGGAGUAUGAGGAACCAAGCCACUGGUGCAGUAUUGUGUACUAUGAGUUGAACAACAGAGUGGGUGAGGCCUACCAUGCCUCUUCUACCAGCGUCCUGGUGGACGGCUUCACCGACCCCUCCAACAACAAGAACCGCUUCUGCCUGGGGUUGCUCUCCAACGUCAACCGUAACUCGACCAUAGAGAACACACGCCGCCACAUUGGCAAAGGCGUCCACCUGUACUAUGUAGGAGGUGAGGUGUAUGCAGAGUGUCUGAGUGACACCAGUAUCUUCGUUCAGAGCCGUAACUGUAACUACCAUCAUGGUUUCCACCCCACCACGGUGUGUAAAAUCCCUAGUGGCUGCAGUCUGAAGAUCUUUAACAACCAGGAAUUUGCUCAGCUACUGGCCCAGUCUGUGAACCAUGGCUUUGAGGCUGUCUACGAACUGACCAAGAUGUGCACCAUCCGCAUGAGCUUUGUAAAGGGCUGGGGAGCUGAGUAUCACCGACAAGAUGUCACCAGCACCCCCUGUUGGAUAGAAGUGCACCUUCACGGCCCUCUGCAGUGGCUGGAUAAAGUGCUGACACAGAUGGGCUCUCCUCUGAACCCCAUCUCUUCAGUGUCUUAAUGGUGCCCCCCCCCAGACCAGACUCUCGACCCCAUCUCUUCAGUGUCUUAAUGGUGCCCCCCCUCCCAGACCAGACUCUCGACCCCAUCUCUUCAGUGUCUUAAUGGUGCCCCCCCCUCCCAGACCAGACUCUCGACCCCAUCUCUUCAGUGUCUUAAUGGUGCCCCCCCCUCCCAGACCAGACUCUCGACCCCAUCUCUUCAGUGUCUUAAUGGUGGCCCCCCAAGACCAGACCAGCCAGGCUGGGAGUUUCUUUUACACAUUUUUUUUAAAUGUAUAUAUUUUUUAAAAUGUUUUAAUGAGUUAAAGGCUGAACUGUUUACAGUAUCUGGCUGCAGAAGGGAUGUUGAGCAGCAGAACUAAAAGAAAGAAUUAAAGAAAGAAAAAUGGAGGCUACAAGCAGAAGAUAAAAGUAAAUCCUAAAGAAGAAUAUUCAGAGUAGCGGCACAAAAUAAUGGAUAAAGUACUGCUGAGUCAUCCACUACCAACCAUGUGCUUAUUCUAUUGAGAGUAGUAGGACUGGAAAGCAUGUACCUUACUUAUAUUUUUAGUUUUUUUUAAGGAUUUUGCAUAAAAUGUUUGAUUUUCUUUCUGUAUUUUUUUUUUAGUUUUUAAAAGAAAAUAAUAAAAUGUUGUAUAUCACUACUACAAAUUUACCACAGUCAAACUACUUGUAAUUUAACUUUGCAAACUUUUUUUUUCUUUCUUGCCAUGUUUUCUAAUGCCAGAUAUUUUACAUCUAAGGUAUAGAUAUCAUUAUGUUUACUAUUAGACUCAGAUCUCAUAAUGUUUCCAUUUUAUAGUUUUAUCACUAGAAAAACUUGAGUUACUGCCAUUUUAAAUAAAGUAUGUCUAACUGGUAACUAUGAUAUGAGGAAUUCAUUACUGAAUGCUUUGAACAGGUGACAAGCUAGAAACAACACACUUCUCAGAGGAGAACUCGUCAAUAAAGUUGUCAAUGAUG